Messenger RNA from Megalops cyprinoides (Indo-Pacific tarpon), 741 nucleotides. Its product is annotated as trypsin-1-like. Gene Ontology annotation, biological process: proteolysis. The transcript has 7 exons. The coding region runs from base 1 to 741 and encodes 246 amino acids. The record is from RefSeq and is a predicted model, not a curated record. Gene Ontology annotation, molecular function: serine-type endopeptidase activity. NCBI's taxonomy places the organism in Eukaryota, Metazoa, Chordata, Actinopteri, Elopiformes, Megalopidae.
AUGAGGUCUCUGAUCUUUAUUCUGCUUCUGGGAGCCGCUGUGGCUCAGGAGGAUGAUAAGAUUGUUGGAGGGUAUGAGUGUCAGCCUCACUCCCAGCCCUGGCAGGUGUCUCUGAACUCUGGGUACCACUUCUGCGGUGGCUCCCUGGUGAACGAGAACUGGGUGGUGUCCGCUGCUCACUGCUACAAAUCCCGUGUGCAGGUGCGCUUGGGCGAGCACCACAUCAAGAUGACCGAGGGCACCGAGCAGUUCAUCUCCUCCUCCAAAGUCAUCCGCCACCCCGACUACGACUCCUGGACCAUCGACAACGACAUCAUGCUGAUCAAGCUGAGCGAGCCCGUCACCCUCGACGAAUUCGUGCAGCCCGUGGCCCUGGCCAGCAGCUGUGCCCCCGCCGGCACCAUGUGCACCGUCUCUGGCUGGGGUGACACCAUGAGCUCCAGUGAUAAAUAUCCAGAUCCAGGCACCAAGCUGCAGUGUCUGGAUGUCCCCAUCCUGUCAGACAGCGACUGUGAGAACUCCUACCCUGGCAUGAUCACCCCCGCCAUGUUCUGCGCUGGAUACCUGGAGGGAGGCAAGGACUCCUGCCAGGGUGACUCUGGUGGCCCCGUGGUGUGCAACGGUGAGCUCCAGGGUGUCGUGUCCUGGGGAUAUGGCUGUGCUCAGAGGGACCACCCCGGUGUCUACGCCAAGGUGUGCCUGUUCAACGACUGGCUCACCAGCACCAUGGCCCGCUACUGA